Molecule: messenger RNA, 1506 nt
Organism: Spirodela intermedia
Lineage: Eukaryota; Viridiplantae; Streptophyta; Magnoliopsida; Alismatales; Araceae
Source: the annotation of a GenBank genome assembly
AUGGCGCCUUGGUUCAGCGUGAUCUCCUUGUUCGAGUCCCUCGUCAGGCGCAGCUACACAGCGGCAGGCCUCCGAGAGGAGACCCACGAGAUCGACGGCGGAGAGACCACCAUGCGCUGCUGGGUCUCCCCCGACGUUAAAGAUGGCCGCCCCACGGUGGUCCUCCUCCACGGCUUCGGUCCCAACGCCACGUGGCAGUGGCGGGGCCAGGUGGGCCCGCUCUCCCGCCGCCUCCGUCUCGUCAUCCCCGACCUGCUCUUCUUCGGCGGCUCCGCCACCUGCUCCCCCAACCGCUCCGAGGUCUUCCAGGCCCAGUGCGUUCUGAAGCUCCUCGACCUCCUCGGAGUCUUCCAGUUCUCCGCGGUGGGGAACAGCUACGGCGGCUUCGUCGGCUUCCACCUGGUCAAAGCCGCCGGAGCCCAACGCGUGGACCGCCUCGUGCUCGCGAGCUCCGACCCCCUCAAGUCGCCGGAGGACGAUGCGGCGCUCCUGGAGAGGGCCGGGAUGAGGAGUAUACCCGACCUGAUCCUCCCGCGGAGCACCCAGUCGAUGAGGGCCGUCAUCCAUUUCUCCAUGUACCGGAAGCCUCUCUUCAUGCCGAACUUCCUCCUCAGCGACGUCCUCCAGGUAACUCAUCCCCCUCCGCCUCCGCUGUUGAUGCCGACGUUGAUGCUGAUGUUGAUGAUGGCGUCGGAUCUGUUGCGGUAGGCGUGUUUGAUCUUGAAGGAGUAUUGACGAAUGAGUGCUCUUCCGCAGAGCCUCUUCGCGGAGAAUGCGGAGGAGAAGCUGGCGCUCAUCAACGGGCUCGAGCUCGACAAGGACGGCGAGAUUAGCAGGUCCUCUCUGGAGCAGGUGAUCGACUGACUAUGGCUCGAUCGAAAAUCUGAGAGAGAGAGAGAGAGAGAAAUCGUGCUCGCUGUGGAUUGAUGCUCCAUGGAAAUUUCUGUUUCAGCAAGUGCUUCUCAUUUGGGGCGAUCACGACCGCCUGUUCCCCUUGGAGACUGCGCACCGCCUAAAGGAGUAAGUCCACUGGUGCUCGUCCGAAUAUCUCUCAGUUGAUCUGUUACUGCGCCUGAUCUGUUGGAUGAAAAGCCUGUUUGAACAGUUAAGAACCGAGUCCAUCCAUUAUCCAGAUCGAUCUCCUCUUUCGUAUGAUUCUGCAGUCGAUCUGUUCGAACAAAAGCCCUACAGAAAGCUCCAUAAUCCCAGCCUGUGCACUCCUGAAAAAAUAAUGAAACUUUCUUGAUGGAUCAGAUGGAAUAUGAUUCUGAGGGUAAUCUGUUUGAGCAAUCUGAUCCCUGACAGAAUUUUCCCGAAAUCGCUCCGAGUUUCCUAGAAACUAAGAAGAAAUCUAUAUGUAUGUUUGACUCUGUGUGCUUCGGAUGCAGUCAUCUGGGGGAGGGGGCGAGGCUAGAGGUGAUUAAGAACACGGGGCACGCGCCGCAGACGGAGGACCCGGGCAGAUUCAACGAACUUGUCCUCGCCUUCCUGCUUGAGGCACGUUGA